AUGAUUGGAAAGAUACUUGCCCAUUUCCUUGGUAGCACAGAUGGCGAUUUUCCCACAGAUGACAAUGAAACCUAUGAGGAGCUCAUUGAGUUUGAGGAGGGAGGAUGGGUCGUUAUCAACAUUCAAGAGAACAACUCCCUGAAUCCCCCUGAGGAAGACCCUUUGGAGAACCUGCUGAUUGAGCAUCCCAGUAUGUCUGUAUACCAGAUCAGACACCAGCCUAGCGAUGAGGAAGACUCAGAUGAAGAGGAUGCUUCUCCCAGGCCUGUGCCAGUCAAACAGCAUGUGUCCUGGAGGCUAGCUGCCUGGGGCAGCCCGCUUCCAUGCAAUGUCCAACUGCUUGCCAUACAGCGAGCCAGGACUCGCAUGGAGUGCAAGAAGCUGACCAGGAGUGCUCUCCAGAGACAGAACCUUGCCAAGAUGCGCUUCUCCCCCUCUGACAGACGCUUUGGUCACUUCAAACAACCCUGCCAGCGUCUGUACAACUACUGAGUGUCUACUGAGUAACCACGCCCCUGUCUGAACCCACUUAACACACAGACCUUAGACCUAUGACCCUGUGAAUCUCUUUACCCUGAUCAAGGGAACCCCCUUUGCUGAGUAUGUUAUUAACAUACUGAGCCCAGUUUGAGAGUGAAAUAGCCUUGAGUAGAUGUGUGUGCAUGUGAAAAGUAUUUUAACUGGCUUGUAACGGCUAAGGCUUAUGGCUCUGAUGAAAACUUUUAUGUAGUGUAUAAAAUGCAAAAGGUUUUAGCACUUGCAAAUAUGAAUUCUAUUGUAUAUAGAAUACUUUUUUUGUAUUACUUUGCGUGCCUUAGAUUUAGAUACGUUGUGGGUAUAUUGCUUUAAGGAAAGUUGAUAUGUUUCAUAGCUAUGAAAAGCUAUUUUGUAUAUAUGUGAUGACACAAAACAUCACUCUUGAGUAAUUGGACCUCUUUUGCUAUAUUUGGUAAGGAUUACCAAAUAAUGAUGAAACACUGUUACUAAUGUAUGUUUUGUACUUAGUGUACUUAGUGAUUCACUUUGUUUUUCUACAUUUAUUCCCAGUGUGGUGUAUAUUUAAAUGUUAAAAGAUGUUAAAUAAAUCUGUUUUGUUUAGGUA
This is a messenger RNA of Salvelinus fontinalis (brook trout), 1102 nucleotides long. Its product is annotated as tumor protein p53-inducible nuclear protein 2-like. Bases 1 to 492 code for a protein of 163 amino acids. Gene Ontology annotation, cellular component: nucleus; autophagosome. NCBI's taxonomy places the organism in Eukaryota, Metazoa, Chordata, Actinopteri, Salmoniformes, Salmonidae. The transcript has 3 exons. The record is from RefSeq and is a predicted model, not a curated record. Gene Ontology annotation, biological process: positive regulation of DNA-templated transcription; autophagosome assembly.